UGGAAAAGUUGUUGGUGGGAAGUAGUGUCUGCAUAAUAUUAGUGUUGGCGAACAGUGUGGAGAGCUUUGAGCACCAAAAACAGCGACACAGUUUAUGCGAGUUGCUUAUUCUUCCAUCCGUUUACGUUUGCUCCCAAUACACUGUUGAAACCAUGGAUGGUGAUGUGAACGAUGGUGAAGCUCUCCUUCUGCUUCUGCUUCUGCAUGGCUUAUUCAUGGAUUUAGCAAUGCAUGAUUUUGCAGAAAUGACCAAUUACAUUCAUUCAGGAACAAACUCAAAGCUCUUUGUACUCGAGUGUUCACAGGGUAUUGUCUUUUGCUGUGUUGCCUUCACUCAACUGGAGAUAGCAGAAAAGCUUGAAGCUGCAAACCACAAUGUGUUGUCACGUGCUGAAAAUAAAGCCAGAGUUUCCACAGUUUCUUCGUUUCAGUCUCAACCAAGUUCAUGGAAACGGUUUCAGGAUCUUGCUAUGGCAUUGGUAUUUGUAAUAGGCUAUGCAGUCAUCAUGUUUGAAGAAUAUCUAGCCUUCAAUAAAAGUGGAGUGGGACUGUUGAUGGCUGUAAGCUUAUGGGUGAUACGAAGUAUUGGGGCUCCAUCAACUGAUAUAGCAGUUUCAGAGCUAACACAUGCAUCUGCACAAGUCAGUGAAAUAGUAUUUUUCUUGGUUGGUGUAAUGACUAUUGUUGAGAUAAUUGACGCUCAUCGAGGAUUUAAGCUUGUUACAGACAAUAUAACAACCCAAAAUCCACGCCUUCUCCUAUGGGUGAUUGGAUUUGUUACGUUCUUUCUAAGUUCAGUUCUAGACAGCUUGGCAAGUACCGUAGUGAUGAUUUCUCUAUUGCGAAAAUUGGUACCUCUGUCAGAGUUACGGAAGAUAUUGGGAGCUGUUGUUGUAAUAGCAGCAAAUGCUGGUGGUGCAUGGAGUCCUAUUGGUGCUGUUACCACUACUAUGCUGUGGAUACACGGUCAAGUAUCUGUAGUACAAACAAUGAAGGAUUUGUUUAUACCAUCAGUCAUUUCUCUAGCUGUUCCUCUAGUUCUGAUGUCCCUCACUAGUGUAGUUAAUGAUGGAAAAGGACAAAACUCUCUCGAUGUCUUUGCCUCUGAGGAGAGUGUUCCACAAGGACUUUUUGUUUUCUCCUUGAGUUUAGGAGCUUUGCUUUUUGUCCCAGUGUUCAGGGCCCUCACAGGUUUACCUCCCUACAUGGGAAUGCUUCUCGGACUUGGCAUGCUUUGGAUCGUCACCGAUGUUAUCCAUUAUGGUGACUCUGAGAGGCAAAAGCUAAAAGUGCCACAUGCUCUGUCAAGAAUAGACACUCAGGGAGCACUGUUUUUCCUGGGAAUUCUAUUAUCCGUUAGCAGCCUGGAGGUAGCAGGGAUUCUUCAGGAAAUAGCAAAUUACUUUGAUGCACAUGUGCCGAGUAGUGAACUGAUUGCAAGUGCUAUUGGACUCAUAUCUGCUGUAAUAGACAAUGUUCCAUUGGUUGCUGCAACAAUGGGAAUGUACGAUGUCUCUUCUUUCCCUCAAGAUUCUGAAUUCUGGCAAUUGAUUGCAUUAUGUGCUAGUACUGGUGGAUCCAUAUUAAUUGUUGGUUCAGCUGCUGGAGUUGCGUUUAUGGGGAUUGAAAAGGUGAACUUCUGUUGGUACUUACGGAAGGUUAGUGGCUUUGCUUUAGCAGGUUAUGCUGCUGGUAUUGCUGCCUAUUUAGUGCUUCAUAAUCUCAACAUGUCCCAACAAACUCUCGGGGGAGGUUCCUUUCUUUCUGCUUCAUAAAUCAAGAAUUUGAACAUGAAGAUUCGCUUUUCAUGGUACCAAGAGCAGCAUAGUUUGUAAAAUAAUAACGAGUACAACUCAACCAGUAAAAUAAGUAGUUAAAAGGUUAACAUUUUAGUGUGCAUACAACAAAAAAACCUAGGUAAAAAGCACCAGGUAAAGAUUUUAGGGUAAUGAGUAAAAUUCGAAUAAAACCAUUGGAUUUUAACUACAUUGAAUUUCGUUUAGUGUAUAAAAAUUUAAUUACUCUUGUUUAUCUUUAGAACUUGUUUAGUCUGAAUUUUAACACACUUACAAGAAAGAUAACUUACGUAUCUCUUAAGCUAUAUCAAAUACCCUCCCAACUGCAUAAAAAACAGAGAAACCAUUAUUGUACGAGUCUAUGCACUCUUCCCAUUUCAAUAUCUCUUCCCUUCUAAGGAAAGGAAACAUAUUUCUGACAUAGCGUCAACUGGUGCAAAUUUUGAGAAAACAUGGUGUAUAUUGGCUUAUAACAGA
Molecule: messenger RNA, 2273 nt
Organism: Vigna unguiculata (cowpea)
Lineage: Eukaryota; Viridiplantae; Streptophyta; Magnoliopsida; Fabales; Fabaceae
Product: sodium/proton antiporter 2-like
Biological process (GO): sodium ion transport; transmembrane transport
Cellular component (GO): membrane
Molecular function (GO): antiporter activity
Source: RefSeq, a predicted model, not a curated record